Syngnathus typhle (broad-nosed pipefish) is the source of this 2424-nucleotide messenger RNA. It is a transcript of the gene hps1, whose product is annotated as HPS1 biogenesis of lysosomal organelles complex 3 subunit 1. Gene Ontology annotation, molecular function: guanyl-nucleotide exchange factor activity. Gene Ontology annotation, biological process: melanosome assembly; vesicle-mediated transport. The transcript has 18 exons. The record is from RefSeq and is a predicted model, not a curated record. Bases 190 to 2220 code for a protein of 676 amino acids. Gene Ontology annotation, cellular component: BLOC-3 complex. Lineage: Eukaryota; Metazoa; Chordata; Actinopteri; Syngnathiformes; Syngnathidae.
UGCUAGUUCUGAGGUCACAUGACGCGGAUGUGGUACGGCUGAAAUGCGGAAGGAGGUGCUCUCACAUGAACAAAAACUGGCCGAAACUUUUCAGAAAAGCAAGAAGUAACUAAUGGACUUCAACAUAGACAUUGAAAGCAUCUUAGAAACGCAAAAACUUUAGAGUGACUGUAAUAAAAGAACUGCCAAAUGAAAGCCUUGCUCAUCACCACUGAAAGCGCUGAGGUCCUCUUCCACUGGACUGACCCUGGGUUCCAGCUCAAUAUCCAGCGGCAGUAUGGCGCGGCCCAGGAGGAAGGCCAGAAGCUUCCAGAUUUUGAGGACAGUAUCAGCACUUUGUUCGCUCCCAUCAUCAUCUCCUGCAGCUCUAUGGUGGACAGGCUGGGUGACAGCUACACUUGCUUCACCACAGAGAACAACCACACCUAUGUACUACACCAGUUUGACGAGUGCCUCUACAUUGCUGUGAACGGAGAUGGCGAGGAGGAUGAGGAUGAUCUGAGGAGAAAGAUCUACGUGACUAAGAAGAUGACCGAGGUGCUUUUCGGCAUGGUCACCCUCAGCGGUAACCUGAUCAGGAGAGAGCUGCGCCCUCAAGACACAGAGCAAAGGGCUCGUCUGUGGAAACAUCUCCAGAGUUUGCUGGACACCUAUAACCAUCUCAGAGAGAAUGACCAGAGCUUCUUAGUGGAGGCGGUGGAGAGGCUGAUCCAUCCCACGCUGUGCGAGCAGUGCAUCGAGUUCCUGGAGCGCCGUUUAGUUCAGCAGCUCAACAGCAGUGUGGAGAGGGCGGGAGAGGAGGUGCAGCAUGCUUUCAUCCUGGUGCACACCAAACUUCUGGCCUUCUACUCCAGCCGCAGUGCGAGCACACUCGCCACUUCAGACCUCUUGGCCCUCAUUCUCUUGGCCCAAAACAUGUAUCCUAGCAACAUGGACCAAGAUGACCACACAUCUGAGGAUAGUACAAGUGGCUCAGGCCCAGAGAGCUUUUACACACCUCAGCCUUCCCCUACUGACUCGAGCAGUUCAGAAAAACAAGCAAGAGAAGAUGCCACCGAGUUUGAGUUUGUGGAUCCAGACAUUCACAUGGCAGAAGACAGCUUGCACACUUUGGAUGUCCCUCCCCCUGACCCGUCCACGCCUCGCAGGGUUUUCCUAGAAGUGUCCCACAAGGACGGGCUGUAUCCCAUGAUGCCUCACUCCAUGUACUGUCUGCCGCUAUGGCCCGGCAUCACCCUGGUGCUGCUCACUAAGAUACCCACCAGUGCAGUGGCAGCAUCCGUCUACAUGUUCCUGGAGGCCUUUGCCAAGCUGGAGAAGCGUUUGAAUGAAGGCCAGGAAGGAUCAUCUGCUACUAGAAGUCAACCGACAAUACACGACGUCAGAAGCAAACUGGACAAGUUCAUUAAAGCUCUCGGGCCCAGUGACAUUCAAUCUUGCCAGUUACAAAAUGUCUGGAGCGAGUUCAAGAACCGAGCCUUUUCCCGAGGUGGACCUGGCUUCAACAGAGAUCUCAUCCCGUGGUGUAAGAACAUGAAGACACAGCUGUGUGGCAUUUACCGCCAGUGCUUCCUCAUCGAGUCCAGACCGGCUGACGCUCCUCGGAAACUCUCGCCCAUUCUGCAGGAGCGAGCCCAGGCCAUGUUGCAGGAAAAGCUGAUCGACUGGAAGGACUUUUUACUUGUGAAAAGCAAGCGAAACAUUACCAUGGUGUCGUACCUGGAGGACUUCCCAGGCCUCAUCCACUUCAUCUGCGUGGAUCGAUCCACAGGCCAGAUGAUCGCGCCGUCCCUCAAUGUCACCGAGCGCACAACAUCGGAGCUGGGCAAGGGGCCGGUGGCUCAGUUUAUCAAAAACAAGGUUUGGAAGCUGGUGAGCACAACGCGGCGCUACCUCCAAAAGGGUUACUCCACAGUCACGCUGCGAGAUGGCGACUUCUAUUUCUGCUACUUCCUCUGGUUUGAAAAUGAAACCGGCUACAAGUUGGAAGCGAUGGAAAUGCCUAUCUUACCCGAUGACUCUGCCCCCAUUGGGAUGCUUGCAUGGGACUACUACAGGAAGCUGCUGCGCUACUACAGUAAGACCCACCAGGGCGAGGUGGUGAAAUGCUACGAGCUGCUCACGGUGCACCUGGGCGUCAUCCCCACUGACAUCAUUCUGCAGCACUGCAGACAGCUGGCCAGCAAGCUGUGGGAGCCCUCGCGGAACCCACUCCUCUAGACAGUCAGCUAAGAGCAUGGCGCAUACUUUAUGAUGAACCCUUCACUCUUUUGCACAUUUUAAUAUUUUAUGAAUACACCUUCAUGACAGUCUUCUUUUUGUUUCACCUCGUUUUCUGCUUACAUAAUUAAUUUGACCGUAUUUGAUGUAGUGAAUGAAACAUGCAAUGCGAUACACCAUAAACGAGCUCCGGUGACAAUAAUA